CUUGUCCAACCCCUGGGGUCUCUUCGAGACUAUUGACUUUAGCCCAGAGCCUCAGCCAAGCUUCCAAUGGGGAUUUGUCAGGUUUCGUCUCAACUCCCCGCACAGCGCAGCUAAUGUAUACUGCUGUGGGCACUCAAUGAUGGAGUAGGGUCAGAGGUCAGCCUUACAAGAAGGAGGGAAGUUUGCUUCGAUUACCCUCAUCAUUCAUCCUGUAUCAUCCUUUCUGAGAACUGAGAAUAUCGAAGUCGAUAAAGAGUUCUGUGACCUAACCACGCCAUGGGGGACUUUCAGACGGUCUUGUCGUCACUUUUCUGGAUCGGCACUGUUAUCACCACACAGUACAUGCUCAGAGGACCUCUCCCGAUACUUAUCGACAUCAUGUCCAACAAGAUGCCAGAUAUUCUGUCCUCGCUUCCUCCCUCGCCGGCAUGGGCCCCCUUUUGGCGCACGCUGUUCCACGCAGCCCCACCAGCGUUCAGUAUCUGGUUCUGCGUCUGGAUGGCCGGGCUUCGCUACAACAUAGUCAUCGCACUGAUGGCGUAUGUAUCGAUUGGGUUUCUUGAGAUAGUUGAUAUAGUGUGGGAUGGCUACGAAGAUGGAUGGACAGAACUCCUGGUGACGGGAUGCCUGGGGCAGACGAUCGUUGUGUCCAUCUACACGGCGGCCAUCUUCUAUGUUCUUUCUUUCAGGCCUAGACGGUCAGAUCACGAGGUAGAAGCUGGUGCAACUGAGAAGGAGUGAUCUGAUAGGCGAUUUGCUCUUGGAUACCAUCUUGCGUCCGGAUCUUAUUAGGUUGUUGUUAUAAACGAUGACGUCGUUCUAGAAAGACGACGGCAAUAAGAUCCGGCCUGGAGAAUGUAUAGCUGAUGAACCGGGAAAAACGUUGGCACCGAGGUUAAAUUAGCCUCCAUGCAUUUCGACUUAACGAGCUGGAGGUCUUCGAAUAGACUGGCC
Messenger RNA from Aspergillus brunneoviolaceus CBS 621.78, 954 nucleotides. RefSeq lists its product as uncharacterized. The record is from RefSeq and is a predicted model, not a curated record. Bases 379 to 741 code for a protein of 120 amino acids. NCBI's taxonomy places the organism in Eukaryota, Fungi, Ascomycota, Eurotiomycetes, Eurotiales, Aspergillaceae. The transcript has 3 exons.